Pocillopora verrucosa is the source of this 2022-nucleotide messenger RNA. RefSeq names its product transmembrane protein 59. The record is from RefSeq and is a predicted model, not a curated record. Lineage: Eukaryota; Metazoa; Cnidaria; Anthozoa; Scleractinia; Pocilloporidae.
AUGUCCUCUCUUCAUUUCUAUAAGUUAUCGACAGGGAACCAAACAAAGAUGGCUACUGGUGCAUGCUGUCUUCACUUUUUGCUUGCCUUUGUUUUGCUCUCGAUCUUGCAGUGUAGUUUCGCUGAUGAAUCGUCGGGUAUCUUAGAUGAGUGCAAGGAAAGCUGUGAGCGGAGCUACCCGUUACAUACAUACCCAAAGGAAGAACCUUCGCUUGCUUGUAAGCAAGGUUGCCGGCUAUCUGCUAUAGCACAAUUGAAGGCUGGAUACUCAACCUCCGAAAAUUUUACAGCAGUCUGCGUAUCAGGCUGUAGAGAAAGUUAUGAAGAAAGUGAAAGCCUUUAUGCCUGUGUUGUGGGAUGUAAAUCACAACCUCUCAUCCCUUCCCCAGAGACAUACCUGGAGGAAAGAAUGCCAGAUCAGUGGAGUUUCAGGACUUACAUGGUGUAUGUAUACCCAGUGUUGGACGUCAGCAAGUAUUGCCGUGGGUUCAUGAACAGAGUUGGAUAUUACUACAGGAUGUCAUCAUCCUAUUAUUACAGCUAUGGCGAUAGCAAUGGUAUCAGCAUAAUUGAAAUUAAUGAACCACCACGAGAGUUUAUCACAGUACAAAAGUUUGAUGAAAUAGAUGUUAUCGAGAAUGAUGAUCCACAAGUAGCCAGAUACAGUGAUGACAGUGAUGAUUCAUACUCUAGCACUGUUGUUAAUAGAGGACACCAGUGGCUUCAAUGUGUUUCACAGCGUUCAGGCCUUCCAUUCUGGUUGUUAUCGUCCACCCUUUUCCUGUCCAUUUUCUUCUUGAUAUGGUUAUGUUGUGCUACAGCGACUACUACUCCUAGAGAAAAGGGCAAGGCAUCUGUUGUUGGUGAGCUUAUGUUGUUAGAUGAUGAUAGUCUGUUGGAGAAAAUGCCGCUGGUUACAAGUGAUGAGAAUGAGGAAGCAGGCCCACUUCCUGUCAAACUACACAUUGAUGCAACAGUGCUGUAAUGGAAAUUUGAUCUGCAAGUCAUAUGGCUGUGAUCCAUGAAGUGGGAAAUAGUUACUUAGUUUAUGUCUGAAUGGGUACUUCAGCUUCCUUACUCUCUCCAUGUUGGUGGAGGCCUAUACAGAUUAAGCAUGGCUACCAUAUAAAUUUAAGGACGUUGUCUACUUGCCUCAAGGAAAAAGUUUCAUUGAAUUAGUUAAACCUUAUUCUUUUUACUCCUCUUCAGUCACAGCAUAUAAAUUAUAGUUCAUCUUAUCCUCUCUGGUACGAAAUAAUCUUUGUUUGUAAGAGGAAUUACCUGUAAUGAUGAAUCGCAAUAGUGGUUUACUUCGAGAGGGACUUGUGAAAGACUGGUUUUUCCGGUUUGUUUGUUUGUUUGUUUUUCCUUUUCUUUUUGCACACAGCUGAUGCUCAUGUGCUGUAACUGGAAUACUUCUUAAAGGGUUUACUAACUACAAAUAUGAAUGAUAAAAAUUUCUGAAGCUAAUUAGAAUUUUGGACAAGAAGAUUGUUGGAAGAUUAAUGCUAUCAAUGUUUGGAAAGUAGUGACUGAGUAGUUAUGGAAUGAAUCCUCUUUUAUGCCUUGAAACUUAUUUCUGUAAAUAGAAUCAACAACACAGCUUAACUAUUGCAUAGUAGGGAGAGAUGUUUGAGUAAAUAUUUUAACUGCACAGUUUUCGACUUAAAUCACUGUAUUUUGACCUAAAAGACAUGCUCAGAAUUAUUCAGGAUUAUUAGAGGUUAGUGUUAGAAAGUUCCUCUCUUGCAAAAUGUCACUUCCAACAUAUAAUCUCAUUAUAUGAAAUUUAAGGGGUGAAGUUACCCAACUUCUUCUCAUGAAUAAUAAUGUGUACUCUGUUGAUCUAGAUUGUCAUUACUUUGAAUGAAGAUGUUUUUUUUCCUCUCUCUUUCUUUAAUUUUCCCCUUUAUUUUAAUUUGGUUAUGUAAUUUAUUAAUAAAGUUUGCAUUUAGGAGGGAAAGAGACGGUUUUAUAAAUAAUGAGCUUAAUUUGCAUGAGUUAAACUUUUGGAAUGUAAAAC